This is a messenger RNA of Neomonachus schauinslandi (Hawaiian monk seal), 1667 nucleotides long. RefSeq names its product phosphatidylinositol glycan anchor biosynthesis class A (gene PIGA). Gene Ontology annotation, molecular function: phosphatidylinositol N-acetylglucosaminyltransferase activity. NCBI's taxonomy places the organism in Eukaryota, Metazoa, Chordata, Mammalia, Carnivora, Phocidae. Gene Ontology annotation, biological process: GPI anchor biosynthetic process. The record is from RefSeq and is a predicted model, not a curated record. Gene Ontology annotation, cellular component: glycosylphosphatidylinositol-N-acetylglucosaminyltransferase (GPI-GnT) complex. Bases 115 to 1572 code for a protein of 485 amino acids. The transcript has 6 exons.
UGGGACUCUGGCUGCAGCCGCGGGAGGUCCGGACACUGGCGGCCAUGGGACUCGCCGGUACUAGACGACACAUAACCGAGUUGCACUGAGGACAGAUGCCUAAACCAUCUCAGCAUGGCCUAUAGAGGAGGACGUGGGCAUGGCCAGCCUCCCUCAGCUCUGCGCUCCCGUGUUAGCCCUGGAAGUCUGUCGACAUGUAGGACCCGCACCCAUAACAUAUGCAUGGUGUCGGACUUUUUCUACCCUAACAUGGGAGGCGUGGAAAGCCACAUUUACCAGCUCUCUCAGUGCCUGAUUGAAAGAGGGCACAAAGUGAUCAUUGUCACCCAUGCUUAUGGAAAUCGGAAAGGCAUCCGUUACCUCACUAAUGGCCUCAAAGUCUAUUACUUGCCUCUGAAAGUCAUGUACAACCAAUCUACAGCCACGACCCUUUUUCAUAGUCUGCCGUUGCUCAGGUGCAUAUUUGUUCGGGAGAGAGUCACAAUAAUCCAUUCACAUAGUUCUUUUUCUGCCAUGGCCCAUGAUGCCCUCUUCCACGCCAAGACAAUGGGGCUCCAGACAGUCUUCACGGACCAUUCCCUUUUCGGAUUUGCUGAUGUCAGCUCGGUGCUCACAAAUAAGCUUCUAACUGUGUCUCUUUGUGACACAAACCAUAUAAUUUGUGUCUCUUACACUAGUAAGGAAAACACUGUGCUAAGAGCAGCACUGAAUCCUGAAAUAGUGUCCGUCAUUCCUAAUGCUGUAGAUCCUACUGACUUCACUCCAGACCCAUUUAGAAGGCAUGAUAGUAUAAUAACUAUUGUUGUUGUCAGCAGACUUGUUUACAGAAAAGGGACUGAUUUGCUUAGUGGUAUAAUACCUGAACUCUGUCAGAAAUAUCCAGAUUUAAAUUUCAUAAUUGGAGGAGAGGGACCUAAGAGAAUCAUUUUGGAAGAAGUACGAGAAAGGUACCAGCUCCAUGACAGAGUGCGUCUCUUGGGAGCCUUAGAACACAAGGAUGUUAGAAAUGUCUUAGUUCAAGGACAUAUUUUUCUCAAUACUUCCCUUACCGAAGCAUUCUGCAUGGCGAUUGUGGAAGCAGCCAGUUGUGGUUUACAGGUUGUAAGUACCAGGGUUGGUGGAAUUCCUGAAGUACUUCCAGAAAAUCUUAUCAUUCUGUGUGAGCCUUCCGUCAAGUCCUUGUGCGAGGGUUUGGAAAAAGCGAUUUCCCAGCUGAAGUCAGGAGCAUUGCCGGCUCCCGAAAAUAUCCAUAACAUAGUAAAGACUUUCUACACCUGGAGGAAUGUUGCGGAAAGAACUGAAAAAGUGUACGACCGCGUGGCAGGAGAAGCUGUGUUACCAAUGGACAAACGACUGGACAGACUCAUCUCUCACUGUGGCCCAGUAACAGGCUGCAUUUUUGCUUUGUUGGCUGUAUUCAACUUUCUAUUCCUCCUUUUCCUGAGAUGGAUGACUCCAGAUUCUAUCAUCGAUGUCGCAAUAGAUGCCACAGGGCCCAAGGGCGCCUGGACUCAUCAAUAUCCUUACAGUAAAAAAGGGGGCGAGAAUAAUGAGAUGUCUAAACCCAGUUAGAAGAAAGCCUGGAUUGUAAGGUUUUACACAUUUGUAAUAGUCCUAGUAAGACGAUGGAAAAUAACCUUGCUUUUUUCUUUUUUUUUUAAAGUUAA